UACAUUUAAAUCCUUUACAACCGGAACGUAUUUCCGGCCAUUAUUGUUUUUCUCCCGUUUAUUAUAUUUAACGGACGUCGGUGGGUAGUUUCUUGUCAAAUGACUAGCUUUAUAGAAACAAGUUGUAAAGUAAAUCGUGUGGAAACAUGGAUAGAUAAGGUAGCGGGGUUUUACAAACAUCAUUGAGUGAUUAAUACUGUAAAUAUCACGUGUGGUUAAUGGAGUACUAGGAAGGCGUUUUCCAUACGGAACGCUCGUUUUUAACCACAAAUCCGGGGAAGAUUAUCUGCAGCGCUCCUGUGCUUUUAGCCAAUAGUCUAGCAGAGGUGAGUGGUGUACUGUAUACGUUUAUUAAUUCACUAUUAAUACAUGUGUUGUUGUUAUUUUUUACACGAGUUAUUUUGAAAGUGAAAGUUGAGAUGUGGUUUUUAUGUGGCGUUUAUAAAUAUUUAAACCCGAACCUUCCAUAUGAAUGCAUCUAACUCUGAUCUAACUUGCACGGUAGGCUGGGAACUUUUUAGUGUCGCGCGCUGGGACGUCCUAUUGCUAUUAGCCUCAAGAGAAAGAGAAGAGAAGAGAAGAGACGUUGAACUGAGCAUUUGACUCCACUAAAUCAUCACAUGCUGUAAUGCCACAGUCCAACGAGCUUCAUGUUACUAUUUGCCCAAAAGCGAAACGGCCUAAACCUAUUUGUAUUGGCCCAGACAAGUAUAAAUGCCAGUUCUGCAACAGGAAGGGGGAAUAUGCGGCGCUUGUGGCUCAUAUACAAACUCACGAGAAAACAGCGAUUGAAUUUCAAGAGAAAAAAAUCUACAAAUGCAACCUAGGAUGCAGUAAAAGCAGCCACUACCAUUGCUGCUCCUGCAAGAAGACUAUAAUCUCACGAAAUUACUUCACUGAGCAUAUACACAAGUGCGGAUUGCCCAUAAACAUGCAGGUGUCCUCGCUGUGUAGUUCUUCAAUGGUCCCCAGCACUACAACAGCAUCGUGUAAUAACUCUGCCCCUCCAGUCAACACCUCAGUACCUAUACGCAGUGACAAUAAUGGCUCAGACCCUCAGUGCAGUGAAGACAGUGUCACAGGGAGCCUGAAUGUCCUUGACAUUAAAGUCAAGUCAGCCAGUCCUCCAUCUUUGCCUGGUUCUUUGACUGCCCCAGUUACACCCUCUUACAGCCAGGAUAUUCUUAUGUCUGUGAACCCAACCCAUAAUAUCUGUGCUGGUAGCCUCAAAGUACUGACAUCAAGGCCCAAAAGAAUCACGUGUUGCUUCUGCAAUUUGAUUCUGAACAAGAAAAACAUCAAAGUGCACAUUCAAAGACGACACAUGUCUGCUAAUCCAGACUUGCUGCAAACGAAUGGACUAAGCCAUACACAUGCUGCCUCUGGCAACAUGGAGGACCUGGUAGCAGAAGGCAUUACACUCAAAAUGCUUAAUGAUGCUCGGGAGACAGUCAUGAGCAGCCCUUUGGGAGUGAUCAAAACACCCAUGAUCCUCUGGAGCCAGACCACACUGCCACUCCAUGUGCCUUGUAACGCCUAUCUGAAGUUGGAGAACAUGCAGAAGACUGGGUCAUUUAAGAUUAGAGGUGUAGCAAAUCAGUUCGCCCGAAGAUCCAGUGGGGGCCAUUUUGUCACAAUAUCUGCUGGGAAUUAUGGGAAAUCCUUUGCCUAUGCCUCUAAACACUACAGAACUAAAGGCAAAGUGGUGAUGCCUGAAACGUCUCCUAUCUCCAGAGCUCUGCUAAUACAAAGUUUUGGCAUCGAGGUUGAACGAGUGCCGACCCCGUGUCUUAUGGAUGUCGUCAAUCGAUGUGUUCAAGAGGAAAAAAUGACUUUCCUUCAUUCCUACAAUGAUCUGGAUCUCAUAACAGGGCAUGCCAGUGUGGGGUUUGAGAUCCUGGAGGCGCUUCCUUAUCCGGAUGUGGUAGUAGUGUGCUGUGGUGGAGGGGGAUUACUGGCUGGAGUAGCAGCAGCCAUUAAGCUUUCAGGUUGUGAAGACACAAGAAUUUACGGAGUGGAACCAGAAGGAGCAUGCACCAUGUACAAAAGCUUCAUUGAGAAAAAACCGGUUGGAAUGGACAGCAAAAGCAUCGCUUCUGGUCUUGCACCACCAUUUGCAGGUGCCCUGCCAUAUGCAUUGUGUCAGAAGUAUGUGGAGGAGAUAGUGUUGGUGACUGAUGAUGAAAUCAAGUCUGCCGUUUCUGCUCUCUACAAAGCCGGUCUAGUUGUAGAACCCUCAGGAUCUGCUGCCUUCGCUGCCCUCGUUAACAACAGAAUACCAGACAUUACUGGCAGGAACGUUGUGGUGAUCCUGAGUGGAGGGAACAUGGGCAAAGAUGAGCUUACCAGUUUCCUGGACUGAUUUACACAAUACCGCUUUCUUCAAUUAUCUUUAUCUGUUUAAAGAUUUUUCAGGAGUAGAUGAAGACCCAGAUCAUUACAUUUCAUAUAUGGAAAACACUAAAAGCAAAUAAGUUGGUUGCAUAAUAAAAU
This is a messenger RNA of Ictalurus furcatus (blue catfish), 2493 nucleotides long. It is a transcript of the gene srr, whose product is annotated as serine racemase. NCBI's taxonomy places the organism in Eukaryota, Metazoa, Chordata, Actinopteri, Siluriformes, Ictaluridae. Bases 629 to 2362 code for a protein of 577 amino acids. Gene Ontology annotation, molecular function: L-serine ammonia-lyase activity; threonine deaminase activity. The record is from RefSeq and is a predicted model, not a curated record. Gene Ontology annotation, biological process: L-threonine catabolic process; L-serine catabolic process. The transcript is spliced from 11 exons.